Monomorium pharaonis (pharaoh ant) is the source of this 1909-nucleotide messenger RNA. It is a transcript of the gene Cndp2, whose product is annotated as cytosolic non-specific dipeptidase. The transcript has 6 exons. The record is from RefSeq and is a predicted model, not a curated record. The coding region runs from base 271 to 1704 and encodes 477 amino acids. Lineage: Eukaryota; Metazoa; Arthropoda; Insecta; Hymenoptera; Formicidae. Gene Ontology annotation, molecular function: metallodipeptidase activity. Gene Ontology annotation, biological process: proteolysis.
CUUACCUACCAGGUAAGCAUGUGUCUAUCUUAAUUUUUUUCUUAAAUAAAUAAAGACAAACAUAUAUUUACCUGAUAGGCAAGUUUACCAAAAAGUUGGAACAAUCGACCUUAAGUCUUACUGGAAAGCACACUUUGUUUUCAAUUCUCACACUCUCACAGUCUCACACCGAUAUCUGUACACACCUCUUUAUGAUAAGGUAAUGGACGACUGAGUUGGCAGUUAGUUCUGGCUUUUGUGUUUGAUCCGAAUUAUUAUAUAUCAACAGUCAUGGCAUUACCACCGGUAUUAAAAAAUCUAUUUAAAUAUAUAGAUGAACAUAAACAGGAAUAUAUAGAUAAUUUAAGAGAGGCAAUAGCUAUUAAGUCUGUAUCAGCAUGGCCAGAUCAUAGAGACGAAGUGAUUGAGAUGAUGAAAUGGGCAGAAGUGAGAUUGAAGAAUCUUGGAGCAACUACGGAAUUAGCUGAUAUAGGCAAACAGAAACUCUCUGAUAAUACUGAAAUCCCACUGCCUCCUGUAUUACUUGGAGAUCUUGGCUCGGACCCAAAGAAGAAAACCGUGCUCUUAUAUGGACAUUUGGAUGUACAGCCUGCACUAAUAAAGGAUGGAUGGGACACCGAACCUUUUAUUCUUACUGAAAAAGAUGGAAAACUUUUCGGUCGAGGCAGUACUGAUGACAAAGGACCGGUUCUUUGUUGGAUACAUGCAUUGCAAGCUUAUAAAGCAAGUGGAAUUGACAUCCCUGUUAACCUCAAGUUUGUCUUUGAAGGAAUGGAAGAAAGUGGCAGUGAAGGCUUGGAUGAACUUCUUUGGGCAAGGAAAGACACUUUUCUAAAGAACGUAGAUUAUGUCUGCAUAUCAGACAAUUAUUGGCUGGGUACCAAAAAGCCAUGUAUUACUUAUGGUCUACGAGGUAUUGCCUAUUUUCUAAUAGAAGUCUCUUGCGCUACUAAGGAUUUGCAUAGUGGUACCUUUGGUGGCUGUGUACAUGAAGCCAUGGCAGAUCUGAUUUACUUAAUGAAUACACUGGUCGAUGUUAAUGGUCACAUUUUGAUAGACAACAUUUAUGACAAUGUGGCAAAAUUAACAGAAGCUGAAUUAGCCAGUUAUAAGGAUAUAGAAUUCGAUAUAGAUGAAUUUAGAGAAACAGUAGGAACUGCAAGACUAGCGCAUGAGGAAGACAAAAUCAAAAUCUUGAUACAUCGUUGGAGACAACCUAGUUUGUCUAUUCAUGGAAUAGAGGGUGCUUUCAGUGAGCCAGGAGCGAAAACAGUAAUUCCGAGUAAAGUCAUUGGCAAAUUUUCGAUUAGAUUAGUGCCUCAUAUGACUUCAGACAAAGCAACCGAAAAAGUUAUCGCAUAUAUAAAUAAGAAAUGGCAGGACAGAGGUAGUCCGAAUAUCAUGAACGUGACAAUGUUUCAUGGUGGCGAACCAUGGUCUGAAAGUCCUGAUCAUCCGAAUUACAUGGCCGCUCGGAAAGCUACUCGAUCCGUUUACAACGUAGAGCCUGAUCUCUCUCGCGAAGGCGGGUCAAUACCAGUUACUCUGACUUUCCAGAAAGUUACUGGUAAAAAUGUAUUGCUCUUACCGGUCGGCCAGGGUGACGAUGGUGCACAUUCUCAAAAUGAAAAAUUAAAUGUGCAUAAUUACAUUCAAGGGACAAAACUACUUGGAGCUUAUUUAUAUGAAGUAGCUCGCGUGUAACAUUUUGCUGUUGGUAUUUGCUGGGGAUUAAGGUGCUUGGUAUUGUUACUACUCAUUUUGAAAUGGCGAAUGAAACAAAACAUUGCAUUUUGAUGUAGUUUUGUUUGUAUGUUAUAAAAAAAUUACAUGAAAACAAUAUUUUCUAAGAACCAAUAUGUGCACAUUUUUAAAAAUAAUACAAUACAAUAAAAAAAUAUAUUCUUAA